Messenger RNA from Paramuricea clavata, 345 nucleotides. Lineage: Eukaryota; Metazoa; Cnidaria; Anthozoa; Malacalcyonacea; Plexauridae. The record is from the annotation of a GenBank genome assembly.
AUGGAAGGACUUAAUAGAGUAUUUGGCCAGGAUGUCUUGAAGAGAGUGAAAACCUGCAAGUUUCAUUUUAAGCAGUGUCGGAAUCGCCAGACCUACAUGUUUCAUGAAGAAACAAGAAGGCAGUUUAAAAGUUUAUCUGAAGCUCUGCUAGAAGCACAAUCUCUGACCAGUUAUGAGAAAGUGAAAGAAAACUUUAUAUCAGAGGAAUCAGAAUGGACAAGUUUGAAAUCAUGGUUGGAGUGGUGGAACAAGAGACAGGCAUUUAUCUUCCUGGCAUUCCAGUACACUAAAGAUGGCUAUAAGAUGAAUUUAGCUGAGGUAGUCCAUGCUAGCUGGGUGAAAUGA